AUGGGAAGAUGGGUGAACCAAUCAUACACAGAUGGCUUCAUCCUCUUGGGCAUCUUUUCCCAUAGCCAGACUGACCUUGUCCUCUUCUCUGUGGUUAUGGUGGUCUUCACAGUGGCCCUCGGUGGGAACAUCCUCCUCAUCUUCCUCAUCUACAUGGACCCUCAACUUCACACCCCCAUGUACUUCUUCCUUAGCCAGCUCUCCCUCAUGGACCUCAUGUUGGUCUGUAACAUUGUGCCAAAGAUGGCAGCCAACUUCCUGUCUGGCAGGAAGUCCAUCUCCUUUGUGGGCUGUGGCAUACAAAUUGGCUUUUUUGUCUCUCUUGUGGGAUCUGAGGGGCUCUUGCUGGGACUCAUGGCUUAUGACCGCUACGUAGCCAUUAGCCACCCACUUCACUAUCCCAUCCUCAUGAAUCAGAAGGUCUGUCUCCAGAUUAUUGGGAGCUCCUGGGCCUUUGGGAUAAUCGAUGGAGUGAUUCAGAUGGUGGCAGCCAUAAGCUUACCAUACUGUGGCUCGAGGAAUGUGGAUCACUUCUUCUGUGAGGUGCAAGCUUUACUGAAGCUGGCCUGUGUAGACACUUCCCUUUUUGACACCCUCCUCUUUGCUUGCUGUGUCUUCAUGCUUCUCCUUCCCUUCUCCAUCAUCGUGGCCUCCUAUGCUUGCAUUCUAGGGGCUGUGCUGCGAAUGCGCUCUGCUCAGACCUGGAAAAAGGCUCUGGCCACCUGUUCCUCCCACCUGACAGCUGUCACUGUCUUCUAUGGCGCAGCCAUGUUCAUGUACCUGAGGCCUAGGCGCUACCGGCCCCCCAGCCAUGACAAGGUGGCCUCUAUCUUCUACACGGUCCUUACUCCCAUGCUCAACCCCCUCAUUUACAGCUUGAGGAACCAGGAGGUGAUGGGGGCACUGAGGAAGGUGCUGAACCACUGCAGGAUUGGCAGCCAGCCCUGA
Messenger RNA from Rhinopithecus roxellana (golden snub-nosed monkey), 948 nucleotides. RefSeq names its product olfactory receptor 2V1. The record is from RefSeq and is a predicted model, not a curated record. Bases 1 to 948 code for a protein of 315 amino acids. Gene Ontology annotation, molecular function: olfactory receptor activity; G protein-coupled receptor activity. The transcript has a single exon. Gene Ontology annotation, biological process: G protein-coupled receptor signaling pathway. Gene Ontology annotation, cellular component: membrane. NCBI's taxonomy places the organism in Eukaryota, Metazoa, Chordata, Mammalia, Primates, Cercopithecidae.